CGACAUAAAAAUAAAUAAUGUAAGAAAAAAAAAAGCAUGUUCUAGUUUUAAUUCUAGGAUAGGAAAAAAAAACGAGAUUCUCGGCGAAAAUUCUCUAAGAAGGAUAUUUACGGAUUCUAUUUCCACGGCAUCAAAUGUUUGAUCGUUCAUAAAUCAAUAAAUAUUGAAAACCUCAAAGUGGACGCACAACAAGUUCGAUUCGAUCGAUUAAACACAUCACAAAUCAUUCACAAGAUUUUGCGUUUUUGUUUUUGACACGAGUGUGAACAAACACACUGCACUUGCAUUCAUCAUACUUCGACACGCAUGCAUUCAAUACAAACUUUAAGAUUUUGGUGAGUACCGAAUAAAAGAGUUUUCAUGACGUCGGCGAAAUCGUGGAGAUGGCUGAUGAGAAAAAGGAGUAGCUUGCCUGAUGGGGUCUGUCUGUCUGUCCUCUUUACUUCUAGUCUGAUUAUGACCUUGGUGUUUUUUAGGGUAAAUCAAGUUUCAAGAUGAAACAGUUGCCUUUCAUGGCAGUUGUGUGUACAGUUAUGUUGUUCAUUGUAUAUAGAACUACAAAGUAUCAGUAUCAUGAAGAAGAGAUUGACAAGCAAUGGAGUUUAUGGGGAAAAACAGUGGUACCAUUGGUGUCGCAGCAGGAAUAUCCUGCAACUUCCGAGAAAUUGAAAAGCUUGCCGCGAGGUAUAAUACAAGAUAGUUCAGAUUUGGAGUUAAGGCCAUUGUGGUCGAGAAGUAAUUCGAGGUCGAAGUCUAGGGAUUAUUCUAAUCGUAACUUGCUGGCAAUUCCAGUUGGUAUUACACAAAAGCAUAAUGUCGAUGCUAUGGUGCAAAAGUUUCUUCCAGAAAAUUUUACAAUUAUUUUAUUCCAUUAUGACGGGAACGUGAAUGGAUGGUGGAGUCUUGACUGGAGUGACAAGGCUAUACACAUCGUUGCUGAGAAUCAGACAAAGUGGUGGUUUGCUAAAAGAUUUCUUCAUCCGGAUAUCGUUUCUAUUUAUGAUUAUAUCUUUCUCUGGGAUGAGGAUUUAGGCGUGGAGAAUUUUUCUCCGUCAAGAUACGUUAAAAUUGUGAAGGAAGAAGGUUUGGAGAUAUCACAACCAGCUCUUGACCCUAAUUCAACAGAGAUACAUCAUAGAAUCACAAUUAGAGCUAGAAACAAGAAAUUUCACAGAAGAGUCUAUGAACGCCGGGGAAGCACAAAGUGUUCAGAUGCAAGUGAAGGGCCACCAUGCACCGGGUUUGUGGAAGGUAUGGCUCCGGUUUUCUCUCGAUCUGCAUGGUAUUGUACAUGGCAUCUCAUACAGAACGACCUUGUCCAUGGAUGGGGAAUGGAUAUGAAACUAGGAUAUUGUGCACAGGGUGAUCGAACUAAAAAAGUGGGAGUUGUUGAUAGUCAAUUUGUUGUUCAUAAGGGGAUACAAACUCUUGGUGGAAGUGGUCAUGGUGCAACCAAGGUUUCGAGUCUUAAAAAGACAACUAAGAAACAAGGUGGAGCGACUGUUGAUGUUCGAACCGAGAUACGAAGACAGUCAACAUGGGAACUUGAAGUCUUCAAAGAACGUUGGAAUGAAGCUACUGCAAAGGACAAAACUUGGGAUGAUCCAUUCAAGAGACGCAUAAGAAGGCGCGGCAGUCACUAAGGCCAUGUUUGUUUCUGCUGUAGAUUGCGUUCGCGCCAUACCUCAACAUGGAGCAUGACCAGCGUGAAUCCAAAGACAUGCUAACUCGGUUGCUCCGAUAUGUUAAAGUUUCUUUCACAGAUGUUAUCUUUUUUAUAGCCAUAGUUGCGUAUUUUGUAGCUCUGUGAGUUCUUAAUUCAAUUCAUUUUUGAAAAAUAACACUUUUCUGUUUA
Lathyrus oleraceus (garden pea) is the source of this 1855-nucleotide messenger RNA. RefSeq lists its product as uncharacterized. The transcript has 15 exons. The coding region runs from base 495 to 1643 and encodes 382 amino acids. Lineage: Eukaryota; Viridiplantae; Streptophyta; Magnoliopsida; Fabales; Fabaceae. The record is from RefSeq and is a predicted model, not a curated record.